CCGGGGAGCGCUCGGAGCCGGGCUCAUGGGGACACUCACGCCGCCCGCCCGCCUCUGCUGCGGGAGAAGGAAGGACUUCACCCUGUCGACGGGGAAGGAUGCCCCCGCGGGGCAGAGCGACGAGAACUCGGAGCGCGGAAACUGGUCCAGCAAGACGGACUAUCUGCUGUCCAUGGUGGGCUACGCCGUGGGGCUGGGCAACGUCUGGCGCUUCCCCUACCUCACCUACCAGAACGGAGGCGGUGCCUUUCUAAUACCCUACACAAUUAUGCUGGCAUUAGCUGGUUUACCUUUAUUUUUUUUGGAAUGUUCCUUGGGGCAGUUUGCCAGUUUGGGGCCAGUUUCUGUGUGGAGAAUAUUACCAAUAUUACAAGGAGUGGGAAUCACGAUGGUCAUCAUCACCUUCUUGGUGACGGUCUAUUACAAUGUUAUCAUUGCCUAUGCCCUCUACUAUCUGUUUGCCUCCUUUCAAAGUGUACUGCCAUGGUCGGACUGCUUUGUGUGGGCAGAUGAAAAUUGCAGCAAAACACCUGUAGUGAGUGAUUGCAAUACGACCUUACCAAACGGGGUGAUCGUUCACACAAACUACUCGUACGUCACCAGCAACAAUCUAACCUGUCUCAACGGCAGCUUAACGUAUAAACAAGUGCAGCUUCCCAGUGAGCAGUACUGGAAUAAAGUGGUCCUUCGGCGCUCCAGCGGGCUGGACGAGACAGGUGAAAUUGUCUGGUACUUGGCCCUCUGCCUGCUCCUAUCCUGGCUGAUAGUCGGAGCUGCAUUAUUUAAAGGGAUAAAAUCUUCAGGAAAGGUUGUUUACUUCACAGCUCUCUUUCCAUAUGUUGUCCUCGUUAUCCUGCUUGUCCGAGGUGCCACCCUGGAAGGUGCUCGGGAUGGCAUUGAGUAUUACAUUGGAACACAGUCCAAUUUCACAAAGCUGGUGGAGGCAGAGGUUUGGAAAGAUGCAGCUACUCAGAUAUUCUUCUCCCUGUCGGUGGCCUGGGGGGGCCUGGUCGCUCUCUCCUCUUACAAUAAGUUCCAUAACAAUUGCUAUUCUGAUGCCAUUGUUGUUUGUUCAGUAAACUGCCUCACCAGCGUGUUUGCGGGAUUUGCGAUAUUCUCUGUUUUGGGUCAUAUGGCUUUCCUGGCAGACAGACCCGUCUCUGAAGUUGUAGACUCAGGGUUUGAUUUGGCAUUUGUUGUCUAUCCAUCAGCUCUCUCCAAACUACCAGUUGCCCCUCUUUGGUCCUUUUUAUUUUUCUUCAUGCUUUUACUGUUGGGGCUUGACUCUCAGUUUGCUUCCAUAGAAACAGUGACAACCACCAUACAAGAUGUAUACCCCAAAGUGAUGAAAAAGAUGAGGGUUCCUGUAACUCUGGGAUUAUGCAUGCUGCUGUUUUUUCUUGGUCUCAUCUGCGUCACUCAGGCAGGAAUUUACUGGGUGAACCUAGUGGAUCAUUUCUGUGCUGGAUGGGGGAUCCUUUUUGCAGCGGUCCUGGAAAUAAUAGGCAUUAGCUGGAUUUAUGGAGGAAACCGAUUUAUCCAAGACACUGAAAUGAUGAUUGGCAAGAAGAGCUGGUGGUUCUGGCUGUGGUGGAGAGCAUGCUGGUUCUUCAUUACCCCUGUUCUCUUGUGUGUGAUUUUAUGCUGGUCUUUGGUCACAUUUUCGCCUCCCAAGUACGGCUCAGUCGAAUACCCUGCUUGGGGAUCGGCCGUGGGCUGGUGCAUGAUUGUCUUCUGCAUCAUCUGGAUUCCCAUUGUUGCGAUUGUAAAAAUAGUGAAAGCUCAAGGAAACCUGUGGCAGCGUAUUGUGAGCUGCUGCCGGCCGUCUGCUAACUGGGGUCCCUCUCUGGAAUGUCACCGAGGAGAAAGGUACAGCCACAUGGUAGAUCCCCACAAAGAAAGAGACCAGGAGAUCCCCACCGUGGAUGGCUUCGUGCACAAGCUGGAAUGAGACGCCUGCCCCAGGCUGCAUUAUUUUUAACACAAAUGUGUUUUCUUUUUGUUUAAUGUUGGAAAAUAGUGAUCCGAACUAUUGAAAGCUGUACUAUUUAUUGUUAGCUCUGCCUUAUGGGGGGAGCAGGUCAUGGAGUUGGAGGGAAAGCCCAAGCCCAUGGGCUGGGAGGGCAGGAAAAAUACACUCCAGCAUCUCAGAGCAUAGGGACUGGGAGCAGUCUGUAGGGGCCCCUGGCCUGCAGAUGCUGCUAUGGGGGGAUGUUUCUGGUGCUCUCCCUGCACAGGGCUUGAGACAUGGGUUCUGUGCUGGGCACGUGCCAACAAGCCGCGAUCCUGACGCAUCAGCCCACGUGCUCUGUUUUCAGGAGCUGGUGCACAGCUCAGGCUGACGGCACGCGGAGGGGCGGAUGGGUUCCUGCUCUCCGCUCAGGGAAAGUGAAUAGUUGCUGCUGUCUGGGCCUGCUCAGGUUUCUCAGGGCUUGGUGCUGAGGCAAAGAUGUGUGUCUGUGUUGUCUGUAUCUCUCAAAUUGAGGGGUGACAAGCUGCCUGGCUUAUGAGGCUAGAAUGUGGCAAGGCAAGUUCCCAUCGAUUUAUCAUUGUUUCCACUGGAAUUCCUCAGGGGUCACCUUUUGGUAUGGUGUAAAUACAGUCAGCAUCCACUUGUCUGGUCCUCCCAACCCCAGCUUCGUUCGUGCUGAACUCAGGGUUGUCCAAAGGGGCGGGGGGCAAGUAGGGCAAUUUGCCCAGGCCCCGCAGGAGACCCACGAAAUAUAGUAUUCUUUAGUAUUGCAACCUUUUUUUAUGGAAGAUGUCCCCGAAAUUGCUUUGCCCCAGGCCCCCUGAAUCCUCUGAGCGGCCCUGGCUGAACUGUAGUAGAAACUUUCACCCUGCAGCUUUUGGUCCGUCUGUUCUUCCUGCACCGUGCACGGCUUUAUCCAUUCUUCCCUUCUCUGGAGCCCACACUCACGGCAAAGUACCCCCGGGCAGAGGCACCACACCAGGCCUGCAUGCUACUUCAGCCUUCAAAAUAGGGCAUAGGUGGGACUUCAGUGUUGCCCAGACCUUGUGCUGGUGAUCUGCAACAGAGAGCAGAAUUUCACUCUGAGUGCAGGGUAUAAUUGCCAUUCAGCAUUUGCAAUAUCACCAGCUCAACCACUCCAAAAUCGUGAAUGGAGACCCCCAAAAUCAUGAGAUUGGCUUAAAAACCAUGAGUGCUAGGUUCUUUUAUUUGUCUUCUGUUGUUUGUGGCUUUAGGGUUCACAGUUUUCAGCUCUUCUUGGCAAUAAUGGGACUAGAAAGUUACUUUGCUUUUUAAAUGAAGCUGAGAUUUGCACAUAAUCACAUGACUCCAGGAGCUGUGUCUUUAAAAACAAACACCAAAUUUUGUGAGAUUUGGAAACAUUGAAUUUGUUCAUUUCCUGCCAAAUAUGGAAUGGGUGGUCUGACUAAGGGGUGCUGACUGUGCCAGACCGUGGUCUGGAAAUCCCAGCCCCACGCAGAAAUCAUAUUAAAUGAGCAAUUAAAACGUGUGCCUGUAGAAUAGAGGAUUUCUAUUUGCAUUAUUAAAAAGCUGGGUGGGAUUUUUUUUCUCUUGUGUUAAUUGUGGUUUUUUUUGAAACCACAUGGCAGGGUUAUCAAGUGCCAGUUCUGCUCAGCAUAUCUUACUACUUCUGGCAUGGAGGGGGCCGGAUAACUGAGUGCUGGAUGUAUUGUAUACACAGACCUACAUUUAUCACUGGCAUUUUUAUGAUAAAUUAACUAUCGUGUUACUGUU
This is a messenger RNA of Gopherus evgoodei (Goodes thornscrub tortoise), 3727 nucleotides long. It is a transcript of the gene SLC6A14, whose product is annotated as solute carrier family 6 member 14. The coding region runs from base 26 to 1951 and encodes 641 amino acids. Gene Ontology annotation, biological process: sodium ion transmembrane transport. Gene Ontology annotation, cellular component: membrane. The transcript is spliced from 14 exons. Lineage: Eukaryota; Metazoa; Chordata; Testudines; Testudinidae. The record is from RefSeq and is a predicted model, not a curated record. Gene Ontology annotation, molecular function: L-proline transmembrane transporter activity.